Messenger RNA from Notothenia coriiceps (black rockcod), 1939 nucleotides. It is a transcript of the gene hectd3, whose product is annotated as HECT domain containing 3. NCBI's taxonomy places the organism in Eukaryota, Metazoa, Chordata, Actinopteri, Perciformes, Nototheniidae. The record is from RefSeq and is a predicted model, not a curated record. Gene Ontology annotation, biological process: proteasome-mediated ubiquitin-dependent protein catabolic process. Bases 38 to 1939 code for a protein of 633 amino acids. The transcript has 14 exons. Gene Ontology annotation, molecular function: ubiquitin-protein transferase activity.
UUACAUUUGGAUGACUUUCUAUGGGGUCUGAAAACACAUGUUGACACAACUUGUCCCCGUCUGUCUCCAGGAGCAGCUGGAGGAGCACCGUCCGGGCCAGGAGCUGGAGGAGGGCUGGAUCCUGGUGUGCAAACACACGGAGGGGGGGGACAGGCUGGUGCCGGUGGAGUCUCCGGAGACCAUCAGCCGACAGCAGCAGCUCUUCGGAUACGACCACAAGCCCUGCAACCGCUGGGAGCAGGUGGUGGGGGUGGAGAACGCCCUGCACAUCGGCUCCAAGCCCAAGAUCGCUGAGUGUGAUGAUUCUGCCGUCCAGAAGCUGAGGUUUGUUCCCCCCACCUGGUCAUACGAGUGUGACGAGGACCUGGUGCACUACUUCUACGACCACAUAGGGAAAGAGGACGAGAACCUGGGCAGCGUGAAGCAGUGCGUCACCAGCAUCGAUGUUUCUUCAUGUUCGGAGGAUCCCAGCGGGGGGGCGAGCUACCUGACGGACGGCGACCCUGAGACGUUCUGGGAGAGCGACGGCAUGCAGGGCCAGCACUGGAUCCGCCUGCACAUGAGGAGAGGCACCGUGGUGAAUAAGCUGAUAUUGACGGUAGACUCCACAGAUGAUAACUACAUGCCCAAAAGAGUCACAGUGUACGGAGGAGAGGGAGACAACCUGAAGAAGCUCAGUGACGUCACCAUAGACGACAACCUGAUUGGAGAGGUGUGUGUGCUGGAGGAUAUGACGGCUCACCUGCCUGUGAUUGAGGUUCGGAUUGAGGAAUGUAGAGAUGAGGGCAUAGACGUCCGGAUCCGAGGCUUGAAGAUUAAGUCGUCCUGUGAGAGAGACCUGGGUCUGAACGCAGAUGUUUUCCAGUCCUCCAACCUGGUGCGCUACCCCCGCCUGCAGGGCAACACGCCCGACGUCCUGUACCACAGAGCACUCGUCAUACAGAGGUUCAUCUGUCUGCUGGACAGCUUGAUCCCACACCUGGUUCCCGCCUGGGAUUACAGUCUGGGAACCUUCAACCAGAUCAAAAGCAUAAAGCAGUUCCUGCUGCUGUCCAAGCGGCGCUCGGCGCUCAUCACUCAGUGCCUGAAGGACUCGGAGACCAGCAAGCCCAACUUCAUGCCCCCACUCUACAUCAACCGCCGGCUGGCCAUGGAGCACCGAGACAACCCCUCUCUGGACCCCAGCUGCAAGAACGCUGUGCUCAAUCAGGUGUAUGAAGGCCUCAAACCAUCUGACAAAUUUGAGAAGACUUUGGAUUACAGAUGGCCGGCGCGGUACGACCAGUGGUGGGAGUGUAAGUUCAUCGCCGAGGGGAUCAUCGAUCAGGGAGGAGGGUUUCGGGACAGCCUGGCUGACAUGUCGGAGGAACUCUGUCCCUGCUCAGCCGAGUGCGCCAUGCCGCUGCCCUUCUUCAGCCGCACGUCCAACCAGGGCUCCUUAGAGGCCAGAGAUUACUACGUCCCCAACCCGUCCUGUAGAGAGUUCAACAAGUACGAGUGGAUCGGCCAGCUGAUGGGAGCGGCCCUCAGAGGAAAAGACUUCCUGGUGUUGGCGCUGCCCGGGCUCGUGUGGAAGCAGCUGACCGGAGAGGCAGUCAGCUGGAACAAAGACUUCCCCGCUGUAGACUCUGUGCUGGUGAACCUGCUGGAUGCCAUGGAGAACAUGGACCAGGAGACGUAUGAGUUCAGGUUUGGGGAGGAGCUGGUUUACACCACCCUGCUGAGCGACGGCCAGAUGGUGGAGCUCAUCCCUGGCGGCAGUAAUGUUGCCGUUGGUUACGAAGAACGCAGCGAGUUCGUCCGCCUGGUGCAGAAAGCUCGGCUGGAGGAGAGCAGGCAGCAGGUGGGACUGCCUUUCUUCACACUGCUAGUUGUUCCAAAGUCAGCUAAAUCCCUGAAGUGCAUGUGCCUGACGGUGAGAAUAGUGAAUGCUUACUGA